UUCAUCCUAUUUUAAAGGUUAUGUUGGUUUAUGUGUAAAAGGGUGACAAUAUUGAUUGUUGAAGAUGUUUAAAAAAUUCCAUAAACUACCUCAAAGGAAACAAUUCAACUUGAAACCAGAUGAAUUGUUGGAAGAUAUAAAUAAAGUUAGUGGUGACGAAGAUCAGAGAAAUAAAUUGUAUAUAUGCAUAGAAGAUAAAAUUCCACCUCAAGAAAACAAGUUCACCAAAAUUGAAGACUUUCUACAUCGUUCAGAUAGAUUGGAAAACCUAUCAGAGACGUUAAUUGAGUUGUCAGAUGAAUUAGGAGCUUUAGAAAAACAACUUAAACUAGCUUCAUGUCAUCUUAAAGAUAUGGUAUCAGAAACAUUAGUUAAACAUAGUUCAUAAUAUUCAAUCACUUUAUUAUGUUUUUUUAUUGUUACAUUAUGCUAUUAAUUCACGAAAAUAAAAACUUAUUAUAUAAGGAGUCUAUAUGAGUUGAGACUAUAAUGGUAAUUGGUAUUCUGCUGCUAUUUGACGAACGUUUGGGUCAUUGCCACCAACGCAAAAACUGCAUGGGUAAACUAAAAUAAUAUAUAGAAAAGUAUGUAAAUUAUAAGUUUUAUAAUAAAUAAUCCAUCACCCUA
Molecule: messenger RNA, 627 nt
Organism: Nicrophorus vespilloides
Lineage: Eukaryota; Metazoa; Arthropoda; Insecta; Coleoptera; Silphidae
Exons: 1
Coding region: 65-388 (107 amino acids)
Source: RefSeq, a predicted model, not a curated record